Molecule: messenger RNA, 1300 nt
Organism: Lucilia sericata (common green bottle fly)
Lineage: Eukaryota; Metazoa; Arthropoda; Insecta; Diptera; Calliphoridae
Gene: Chd64
Product: myophilin
Exons: 4
Coding region: 353-919 (188 amino acids)
Molecular function (GO): protein binding
Source: RefSeq, a predicted model, not a curated record
CGCUGGACUGACAAGUUAAAUGGUUAAUAUUCAAGCAUUAAAACUGGUAACAAUCAUAACUAGUUGAAACGUUCAGCCGCUAAGACGUACGGAAGAAACGAAGAAAAAAAUUUUUUAAGAAAAAAUAAUAAAAACAAACACGUACAACUGUGAUACAAAAUCUAUAAAUUAAACAACAAAAAAAAAAUAUAAGAAAAAAAUUAUACAAUUUUUGCAUAAUACGCAACAAUUGGAUUUUUUUAAGGAAGCAACUACUUUGAGGCGUAUUAAAAAAAACAGCUUUAAAGUAUUACAACAAAAAAUCUUUUAGUUUAACAUAUAAAAAACUUGUUUUUUUAAAAACCAAAAAAAAAUGUCAGUCAAUCGUGCACCAAAGUCUGGCUUUGCAGCUGAAGCUCAACGCAAGAUCAACUCCAAAUACAGCGAAGAAUUGGCCCAAGAAUGCUUGGAAUGGAUUAAGGUGAUUACCGAUGAACCCAUCAACACCUCCGGUGAUAUGGAUAAUUUCUUUGAAGUCUUGAAGGAUGGUGUUUUACUAUGCAAAUUGGCCAAUUGCUUACAGCCUGGUUCUGUUAAGAGAAUCAAUGAAAGCAAAAUGGCCUUCAAAUGCAUGGAAAAUAUUUCAGCUUUCUUGGAAUGUGCCAAAAACUUUGGUGUACCCACACAAGAAACCUUCCAAAGUGUUGAUUUGUGGGAAAGACAAAACUUGAACUCUGUAGUCAUUUGCAUUCAAUCUUUGGGCAGAAAGGCCCACAACUUUGGCAAACCUUCCAUUGGUCCCAAGGAAGCUGACAAAAAUGUACGCAACUUCUCUGAGGAACAAUUGCGUGCCGGUCAAAAUGUCAUUUCCCUACAGUAUGGUUCCAACAAGGGUGCCACACAAUCUGGCAUUAACUUUGGCAACACCAGACACAUGUAAAAUGUCUACUUAACACACAACAACUAUAACACAUACUUCUUCAUCUGUACAAUCAAAUUUUAUAUGUAUUUUAAUUUAAAUCCCAAGAAGAGAAGAAAGAACAGCUUGGUUCUGUUUUUCUGUUAACUGUUUCAGACAUUCCAUAUGUUCUACUGCAGUGCAUUCCUUUUUAUUAUUUUUUUUUAAUUAAUAUUUAAUUUUCAAAGAAUUAAUUAAACCACAACAAAUGUAUAAGUUAUAAAAGUGUAUUUUUUUAAAUUAAUUAACUUUACUCAAAUUCAUAAUAAUAAUAAUUUUCUUUAUUUUGUCUUUAUAAUUUAUAAGUUCAUACAUAUUUUACUAUAUUUUACUUAUAUAAAUGUUGACACUUUUUAUACAUUA